UUACGCAACUGGAGCAUAGAAGGAUACACAUUAGCAAUCAUUAUUAUAUAUGGAUACACAUCUGUACAGGCUGUCAGUAGUGGGACAAGUAAAGAGAAUUGAGCUGGGCACCGGCAGGCAUCCUCAAGCAGGGCCCAGGCGGUGGCUCUCUCCAUGGAAAGGCUGAAGAGGGUACAGUCAAGGCACCCUGAUGGGUGCAGAGGUCAGGGAGAUUUCAGCAAUUACAGGGGCACUGCUGGGGGCACGCUGCUGAGAAGGGCAGUUUCAAGGGCACUGAGCACAUUAGGCAUAACCCAUGAUAAAAGGGAGGUGAUGCACUGAUGAUGAUACCGAGAAUGCUAGCAAAUAAAACUCACUUAAGACUCAUUUUGGAGUUUUAGAACACAAGCACCCUUUAUCAUGCUUGGGCAACACAAGCCAGCGAUUGUAGCCAGGGGCCUAUAAGAAAGCUGGAGAGGGACUAUUCAUAAAGGCUUGUAGUAACAGGACAAGUGGGAAUGGGUAUAAAGUGGAGAGGGGCAGAUUUAGGCUUGAUAAAAGGAAGAACUUCUUCACCAUGAGAGUGAGGAGGCAUUGGCACAGGUUUCCCAAAGGGAAAUUGUGGAUGCCCCAUCCCUGGAGGUGUUCAAGUCCAGGUUGGAUGGAGCCCUGGGCAGCCUGACCCAGUCGGAGGUGCCCCUGCCCAUAGCAGGUGGCUUGGAACUGAAUGAUCUUUAAGGUCCCUUCCAAUCCAAACUAUUCUGUGACUCUAUGAUUCUAUGAUCUCCAUUAAUCGUGUGCAGCAAGACAAGAGCUGGGACAGAACAGAUUCCCCAAUUACAUGCAUAUGGAUAAAUUCUCUCAGAAAUCUUAUGCAUGUUCUAUUACUUUCCAAGGUCUAAUUUUAAUGUUAUUAUGAACUUCACAACAGCCAAAUCAUUUGCUCAUUUGGAGCUCUGCCUGAUCAUUUGCUCAUUUGCCAGCUCUGCCUGACCUUGCGUUUGAGCCAGGGAAAGGCUGGAGACAGAGGGUAUUGCAGAGGAAGAGACACCUGUUCAGCACAGACCACACUGAGCACAAGGCGUUAUCAGCUCCAGAGGAUGAGCAGUGUCUGAAGAAACACUGCUUGAAAGAAAACAUGCUCUCAGAAGGACAUUCUGUCUGACUUUCAAUAAAUACAAUUACUUAGAUGAAAUGAAUUUUAGCUUAAAUUAAAGAUAUUCCACUUUCCGUAACAGUAACCGCCCCGAUCAUCAGCUAUGCCUCCACGCGCUCCCGGCAGCCCCUGCUCACACUACAUCGCCCCUGGGCUGCGCACGCGCACUCCCGCACGAGCCGAAUACACUACAGAGCGCAUGCGCUGGCAGUUCCGGGUUCCCGCCCUCCUUCUCUUCCUUACCGACUCCCCCUCCCCCCGCCUUUGCCAUGGCGACACCGAGUGGCCUGAUUCGCGCCUUGCACCGCGGGACCCUCGGUCAGAAUAUGGUCAUGGAUCGGAUUUUCUCUGGUAUUCAGCCAACUGGGACACCUCAUCUGGGUAACUACCUUGGAGCCAUUCAGAACUGGGUGAAUCUGCAGGAGGAGUGCAACUCAGUGCUAUACAGCAUUAUGGACAUGCAUUCUCUCACCAUGCCGAAGGAGCCAGCUGACCUGCGCCAGAACAUACUGGACACCACUGCUGCCAUCCUUGCCUGUGGUAUUGACCCAAAGAAGUGUUUCCUGUUCCGACAAUCACUGGUUCCUGAGCAUGCAGAACUUGCCUGGAUUCUUGGGUGCAUAACUAACGUGCCACGUCUGCUACGCUUGCCCCAGUGGAAGAUGAAGCGUGCCAGUCAGAAUAACGAAGGAACUGUUGGUUUAUUGACUUACCCUGUGCUUCAAGCAGCCGAUAUCUUGCUGUACAAGUCGACACAUGUUCCUGUUGGAGAAGAUCAAAUCCUGCACCUGGAACUAGCCCAAGAUAUAGCACAACAUUUCAACAAGAAAUACGGAGAAUUCUUUCCUGUGCCCAAAGCCAUUUUAAGUACAACAAAGAAAAUAAAAUCCCUCAGAGAUCCAACAGCGAAGAUGUCCAAGUCAGACCCACAGAAGUUAGCUACUGUUAACAUUGCAGACAGCCCUGAUGAAAUAGUGCUGAAGCUCCGCAAGGCUGUGACUGACUUUACAUCUGAGGUGACCUAUGACCCAGAUGGUCGCCCUGGUGUCUCCAAUCUCGUGUCCAUUCAUGCUGCAGUAACAGGGCUUAGCAUCAAAGAAGUGCUGCACCAGUCUGCUGGUCUUGACACUGCUCAGUACAAAAUGGUGGUAGCAGAGGCAGUUAUUCAAAAAUUUGCACCUAUCAGAAAUGAGAUCAAGAAAUUACAGGAAGACAAAUCCCAUCUGUUAAAGGUUUUAGAGAAUGGAGCAGAGAAAGCCAAAGAACUGGCUGCCCCUAUCUAUCAAGAAAUAAGACGACUGGUGGGAUUUCAAUAGAAACUACUGUGUAGUUGCAAGGACUUCUGUUUACUGUAACAGACAUUUUGUUAUUUGUAUCUUUUUAAUCAUUUUGUUUUGAAACAAAAACAUUUUUCCUGGAAAGUCCAAAUAGAACACUGAAGGUGUUAGCAUUACAAAAAUGUGCUUGAAGCCAGAUAUUUCCAGUGGGACCAGCACUGAGCUUGUCUGCAUAGUCAAAGAGGAAGGGCAGAAGCAAUCACAAUUCAUGGAGAAAUCCUGCAAAAGCAGAGCAUAAGGUUGCCUUUGGGGUUUUGUGGUUUUUUUUUCUACUGACCACUGCAUGAAGCUGAGGUAUAGGCAAGAGGAUCAGAUUCUAGCAGAAAGACUUGUAAUCUUUUCAAGAACAUCCUUAGCCGUGCAUGUGAUCUUGUUACAGAUGGACAACUCAUCCUCUUGGUGGUUAUUCAGCUUUGAUAUGGUGGUGUUCUUGGAUAACCAGGAUAAAAGCACAGGCUUACAAAUAAAAAUGCUUUGGAUGAUGAAGAGAGUACUUACUGCCUCUCCCUAUCACAUCUUCAAACUCAGUGUAAUUUUGUAUCUGCAUCUAGUUUGUGUGAAGUGGGUUGAUGUGUCUUAUGGAUAUGGAUGUCCAGACUCUAAAACUCACCAUGCCUACUGUGCUAGAUGGCCUCUUUGAUAGUCACUCCAAAGAACCCAGAGAGUGGACCUGAAUUACACUUCUGUAUUUCUGUGCCAUCCUGCUGGUCAGGACUAAGGUACUUCAGUGGGAAAUGAGUUGUGUUUCAGUUGCUGCUAGUCCACCUGCUGUUUGGUUUUGCAGGGAACUCCAGGAUUUUCAGUUCAGCACCAAGUCUAGGAUUUCUUUAGAAAAGGUACAGGGGAAAAGAUAUAAUCCCAUGUGAAAUAAAUCUUAGGCAGAGAAAUCAGAGAACUUUCUGUAAAAUUUACAAAGUUUACAUCUUUAGAAAAUCAUGCUGAGGUCAGAGGCAGAAUGGGAUUAAAUAGAUCUUUAUGAAAUCUCACUACUGAGCCUCAAGAAAACUCAGUGAUGGGAGAAUGGUAUUAACCUCUGCUGAUCUUGGGCCUACAAGACCCACAGACUGGAACACAUAGACUGUGGCAUUUGUCGGGAAAUAUGUGGCAAAGAGAAAACACUGAAAGGAGACACACCCUUCUGAAGCAGGGGUAGUAGUAAGUGUUAAAAGGUAAUGAAAGCCAUAUGGGUCCUGUGGAACCGUAUUUAGGUGUGUCAUUGCAUUUACUGGUGCUGUGUUUGAAAUGGCUAUAGUAUCAUGUAAAUUGAGUUCAUCCUGUACUGCAGCAGCUCAUAACCAAUGCCAUGGGUCUGUAACAGUUAGGGAGGAUUACAGUCUUAUACGGCUAAGUUAGUAAAACUGGGCAGAGGUUCUGUGUAGGGCAGAUGUAUGUUUGUUUGUUUUAAAAAGCCAUUUGCUUUUAAGUUUAGUUAAUUAUCAUAGUGAGGUGAUUCAGAAACAAAAGUAUUUAAUUUUGCAAAACAAGAAGUUGUGGACUGAGCAUCUGCACAUCGCUACUGAGACCUAUAUUCAUUUGUUAGGAAUCUGAAGAAGAGAACUGCCAUACAAGAACUUGAUGACAACAGAUUUUCUGGAGUUAGUCAAGACUAGAGGAGCAGAGUUGGUGGAGACAGAGUGAUGGGAAAACAAACUUCCUGUAGAUAAGUUGAAGGUAGCACCCUCUGGAAAGAAUAAAUGUAUUAAAAAAUAGUCCCUGGUUUCAAAUUAGCUGUAGCAAAUUAGGAAAGGGCAGAAUUAUAACUCUGUGUGUUUAGGUAGUUUUACAAAACACUUGCGGUGUUUAACAGCUGCAUUAGCUGGCAUGGAAACUGAGGCAGAAAAUUAAUGCACAGUUACCACUCACUGUCUACUGAUUUGGCAUGAAGUGUUUGCUAUGACACUUUUUAACAUGGGUUGGUUUCUGCAAGGGUCCCACAAAGCUAGCACUGUGCGCAUGGGGAUACUGAAAAUCUUUAAUGCU
Cuculus canorus (common cuckoo) is the source of this 4452-nucleotide messenger RNA. RefSeq names its product tryptophanyl tRNA synthetase 2, mitochondrial (gene WARS2). NCBI's taxonomy places the organism in Eukaryota, Metazoa, Chordata, Aves, Cuculiformes, Cuculidae. Bases 1405 to 2451 code for a protein of 348 amino acids. The record is from RefSeq and is a predicted model, not a curated record. The transcript is spliced from 6 exons. Gene Ontology annotation, cellular component: mitochondrial matrix; mitochondrion. Gene Ontology annotation, biological process: mitochondrial tryptophanyl-tRNA aminoacylation. Gene Ontology annotation, molecular function: tryptophan-tRNA ligase activity; ATP binding.